Oncorhynchus mykiss (rainbow trout) is the source of this 4341-nucleotide messenger RNA. Lineage: Eukaryota; Metazoa; Chordata; Actinopteri; Salmoniformes; Salmonidae. The record is from RefSeq and is a predicted model, not a curated record.
AACAUUGAAGAGGGUAGGUUACGACUGUCUCAGCCUCGACUUUCCACACGAAAACUCUCAUCGAAGCACCCUCAAUAUAUCUGUACAACUUUAUAUACGAUUUAGCAAGCUUUGAGACAAAACCGAUUAUUGCAUAAACUGGCGCGAGGCACCAUUCGGACACAUCCAUGUUUUGAGUCUUCAGAAUGUCUUGAGAAAGACGCUCUGAUUGUCCACCGGUCGACCCUGCAAGCAAAGGUGUGAUGGAAGCGGCCAGUACUUCCCUCAGAGAUGACUGCCCUCCCUGGGAAGAUGUGUCUCUGUCUGCCCCUCACAGAGACGAUGGUCUACUGGUCACCCAUGUCAACCAAACACAAGACUUACUGAGGUCACAGGGUCAGGCUGCGGAGUGGAAGAGCUCCUCUGAUUGGCUCCUGACCCACAGUCUCUACAGCUCCGGCCUCUCCCUAUCAACACUCCUCUCACACGGGACCACUAAGAUCAGUGCUGAGGAGGACGGAGGACUCAGCAGACAGCUGGAGAUCACUGCUGCAGCACUCAUUCACUUUGACUUCCAGCUGUACCAGGCCAUUGAGCUGUACCAUGGCAGAAUAAGAUGGCUGAACCAAGGAAGUAUGAAGGUGUUUGGGCUGGUGAAGGGGUCCAGAGUAGGGGUCAUAGUUGACACCUCAGAUGUUAACUGCACCAAGGACAGACUGCCAGAUCUACAGAAGAACCUCCUGUCUCUGAUAGAAGAGCAGCUCAGCUGUAAGCGUCAGCUGUACCUGAUGUCCUGUGGUACUGAGACCAGCAGCCUUUGGGACGGCCCCAGAGACAUCGACACCUUCAGACUGCAGGAGGCUUGUGGCUGGGUGGAUGAGCUGGGAGCCAGGGGGGGAUGUAACCUCCUACAGGCCCUGAAGAGAGGCCUUGACCUGGGCUGCACUCAGCUUGACUCCCUGGUCAUCGUCCUGGGCUCCAGCCCUGACCAGACCGCAGAUGCCCUCUUUGAUUACGUAGGACAAAGCAUUUUGGGAAGGACGUUGUUGAUCCAUGUGGUGUCCUACUGUAGCGUUAGCCCUCUGACCAUUGCAACUGUAAAGAGACUAGCUGAAGUUACACAGGGACGCCACCACAUCUUCUCAGCUUCCCUGGGUGUAGUAGACAGCAGUACAGAUGUGGAGCUGCUGUGGACAGAGAUCAAGGCAGCCAGAGAGCUGCUGGGACACACUGAGGCCCUGCGUCAGGGGCGGCUGGGGGACAUGACUGUCACUGUGGUGGGACAGCAGAUUUCCACAGAGUUGGACAGCUUUUCACUCUCUCCUUCGCUCCCCAGACCACCCAAUCACAAUGUCCCCCUGAGCAUCAAGCCCCCAGGUGUCCCGCCCAGCUCCUCGGCUGAUUGGCUGAGGAACCAUGGACUGAAAGCUAAGAGACUGGGGCUGUACCAGGUUCUGUCUCCCAAUGCCUAUUCUCUACUGGAGGGGUUUGUUCCUAUCCUGAACAAGACUGUCAGCUCAACAGUCCAUGAGAAGGCCAUGGUGCAGUUUGAGUGGCAUGAUGGAACGGUGAAGAACGUUCAUGUGGACUUGCCCUUAAUCUACCACUACCAGAAACAGCUGAUGUCUGCAGUGGCUGUGUUGGAGAGGAGGGUGCAGUGGCUGAGCAGUGGGAGCAGGCAGAUCUGGGGGACAGUGUGUGAACAGAGGGUGGUGAUUGUGGUAGACAUGUCUAUGAUGAUCCCUGGCUUCUCUCUCCACAUCCAGCACUCCCUCAGGGUGCUACUGGAGGAGCAGCUGGCCAACAAACACAGCUUCAACAUCAUCGCGUUCGGCUCAGCUGUCAGAGCUUGGAGGGAGAGGUUGGCCCUCACCUCACCAGAGAACCUGCAGGAAGCUUGGCAGUGGGUCCAGGGUUUACAGUGUUCAGGGAGCAGGAACACCUUGGCUGCUCUGAGGCUGCCUCUGGAGGGGGACCUCAAUAGUGGGGCACCCCCUCUCUCUCUCUCUCCCUCUCCUCUUCUCCCUCCGUCCCCCCCUCUCACCCAGGGCCUCUACCUCUUCACAAGCGGAUUGCCUGACCAGGAAAUUGCAACGGUGUCUUCAUAUGUGUCAGAGUGCUGCAGUGGCCGGCCUCUACGUCUCCACAUCUGUCUGUUGACUGGAGAGGAGACAGAGGGACAGACAGAGGCACAGACGGGGGGUUGCCCUCCACCUCACCAUGCCACCAGGGAGGAGACUGCGGGGGCACUGAGGGAACUGGCACAAGCUGGCAACGGACGCUUCCACUGGAUCAGUGAGACAGGCAUCCUGGAGAGCGAUGACAUAACUGCUCUGAUUGGAGAGAUGGAGAGGGCUGCUAAUUAUUGGCAGAAGAGCGCCAUGCUGGUGGACUCCUUGACCCAGAAGUCUGACUGUAGGUGCCCUGGGGAGGAUCUCUCUCCUGGGGACAAAGCUCCGGCCCAGUCUCCCCUGGCCUGGAGACGCAGAGACAGACCACUGCCCCCACCGCGACCCACAGCACUCACCCUCGCCAGGCUGCAAAUGAAGGAAGGCCGAACAAACGAGCAUUCCUCCUCUCAGAAGGCUCUCGCAUGGCGUCCCAGCAGUGCCACAUCUACUAUCCCACCGGUACAGCCCAUGACUGGUUGGGGUCCAGUAGAGACUAAAGCCAAGCAGAGGAAGCCUUCUCAGGUCACCCAGUCUGUGUUCUACCUGGAAGAUGGUAACUUGGGUGUGGUGUUCAAGUCUUACCCCAAACCUAAAAGUGUCCGAAAGUCCAUCCCCUUAGUGACUCUGCCAAAGCAGGAAGAGAUCUGCUCGACCAAACGGUGGCUGAAGAGGUUCAGUAUUAAGAGGCAGAAGCUUGACAUCUAUAAGCUGGUGUCUGGACCUGACUGUACUCAUCAUAAGAAGCUGGUCCCUUCGGUCCUCAAGAGAGUGUCUGCCAAAUACUGCUCCAUCUUCCCCAGUGUCCACAUCAAUGGGAUGGUGAAGCACCUGCAGCUGACUCCAGGAGAGUUAAAACAGUACCUUACUCAGACUGAGAGACUCCUGCUGCGCUACAUGCAGAGGCUGCAAUGGCUGCUCUCCGGUAGCAGGCGUGUGUUUGGGGCGGUGCUGGAGAGGGAGGUGUGUGUGCUGCUGGAUGUGUCCGGCUCCAUGGCUCCCUGCCUGGGGGAGCUGAAGACCAAGCUGGCCUCUCUCAUCUGGGAACAGCUGCAUCACAACACAGUCAGGUUCUCUCUGCUGGCGUUCUCCGAGGGGGUGAAGGCGUGGCGUCCGGCACUGCAGGAGCCUACAGAGGAGGCGUGCCGCGACGCGGUGCAGUGGGCAUAUCAGCUCAACACCCAUGGGGGAACCAACACUCUGGAGGCCCUGCAGACUGGCUGUGGGUUUGGGGACAGUGUGGGCCUGUACCUGCUGAGUGAUGGGAAGCCAGAUUCCAGCUGCAGCCUGGUGCUGAAAGAGACGGAGAGACUGACCACAGGGAACCACAUUACUAUCCACACUGUCUCAUUCAACUGCACAGACAGCUCAGCCAAUGACUUUCUGAAAAAACUGGCUCACCAAACUGGGGGUCGGUACCACCGUUGCCAUGACAAUGUGGAUGCUCUCAGUGGGCUGUUGGAAUCGGGCCUUAGUGAUGGAGACGAACCUACCCUGCCGGCCCUCGAGGGAGAUGACUUGAGGAGACUGGCUCAGGAAAUUGACAAACUGAGACAUUUCCGGAAGCAGGCACAGGUCUUCAGGGAAAUCAUUUUGGAAAAGAAGAAUCCAGAGGAAACAACAAGAAUCAACCAAACAGACUAGAUUACUGUAAACCCAAGAAUUUGACUUCAAUGAUUUUAUAUACGCAUUUGUAAUUUAGAUUUUCAAUGACUCAAUAUAGAAGAAAGUGGUUGUUAAGAGAUUAAAACUGGUGUGCAUGAAUUUUGUCAGAUUAACCAUAUACUGUACACAGUUCUUCUAUUUGACCUAAUUUGGGUGUGCAGUAUGCUUUGUUCAGAUUGACAAACCUCUGCUUUUCUUAAUUUAAAACUAGAAUGCUUAGUUGCUACAUCCAUUUUUUACUUAUAAAUUAUUUCUAUAUAUACCCAUUGAUUCUUGAAGAAUAUAAUGUACUGUACAAAUGUCUCAUGAGCUUACUUCAACUGUCAUACCCAUCAGAAAGCUUGUUUUACUCCAAUGUUUGUAAAAAAAAGUAAAUGUGAACAAACACUGUACAGCCUAAAGAGGCAGGGCUGACUGCUUGGUAUUGUUUCUCUAGUUUGAACUAAAAACAGCUAAUAACCUUAUUGUGUUAUAUUGUUUCUAUGUACCAAUCAACAUAUCGACAUGAAUAAAACAAAUGAUUCCAUGA